AUGAGUCAGAUGAAUGUAGCUGGGAUGAACCCCGGGGCCGGGGGCCCCGUGGGAGGGGUCCCCAUGAUUAAUAAUGGUUCGACGGCUCCUCGUAACGAUGGAAAUGUGAACAACAUCCCCGAGUUGAUGAUUAACAACCUCAAUACGUAUAUUUAUGAUUAUUUGUUGAAGCGCGGCCAUCACGAGUGUGCUAGGGCCUUUGUGAAGGACGAGUCGAUCAAAAUGAGCACUGAGCCACCUAUAAAGUCAAGUCCAGGUCACCGUCGCGAUGGCGAGGUGAAUGGUAUCGAUGGUGAUACGAUGAUGACAGAUAGCAAGGACGGUGACAAAAUGAAAAUACCCGAUGACUUGCCACGGCCAAAUCUUCCUAGUGAAGGCCAGCAAUCCUCUUUUCUUUUGGAUUGGUUCAGCCUCUUUUGGGAUUUCUUCUGGGCUCAGCGCAAGAAAGGGAACAGCAAUGAUGUGAGACAGUACCUCCAACAUACUCAGAACAUGUUGCGCUUCCGAGAACAACAGCACAAUCAACUACUACGACAACAGCCAAUGAUGCCCGCCCAGAUGCAGCAGCUCAAUCUUCGCCGAAAUGGAUCUGUUGCACCCAACCUUCAGAAGACUGUUUUACAAAACAAUACUUCAGGCCUCUCCCAACAACAGCUUGCCCAACUCCAUAAAACGCAGCAAGUGCAGAUGAUCCAACAGAUGCAGAGAGAACACUCGGAUAUGGACAUGAACGGCCAUCGCCCCCAGUCCCCGUCUUCCGCAGAGAACGCCCCGUCGCCAUCGAAACGGCCCCGCCUCGAAGGUGGACACAUGAACGGACAGCAACUAGCUCCCAACGGACGGGGUCAAGGACAGGGUAUGCCCGGCCAGCCGAAUCCGCAAGCGCUUUUAAUGCAAAAUGGCCUCAAUCCGCGGCCGAUGAAUCCGGCCCAGUUCCAGGCUUUCCAGCAGUCGGGCCCUGCUGCGCAGCAGAAGUCAAUCCAGGUAUAUGCUCAAAAUUUAGCCCUUCACCACUCUCGCUCAGCAAUGAAUAACCAGGGCAUGCCGAAUGGUGGUUUGAUAAAUCCCGGUGUCAUGCCAAACCAGACGGAUCUGGUGCCAUUGCCAGAUGGCCAGGGUAUGUACCCGAUGAACGGCGAUUACUAUCCACCGAAUGGUCAGAUGGCCCAGGUUCGGGCUGGAUUGCAGACACCUGGCGGUCAGCAUGGGAAUCAUGCUCUCCAGGAUUAUCAAAUGCAGCUUAUGUUGCUUGAACAACAGAAUAAGCGGCGCUUGAUGAUGGCUCGUCAAGAGCAGGAUAGCAUGGCCCGUCCUGACGGUCAGCCCCCAAUGCCAGGGCAGCAGCAGGCUUUGCCACCAGGCACCUCUCCCCAAGGCAGCAGGGCGGGCACGUCCCCCAACCCGAACGAUCAAAUGAAACGAGGCACUCCGAAGAUGCCUCAGACCGGACUCCCUGGUUCCCCCAGCGGCGGUGACGCAAUGGCUCAGGGCCGUGGCUCGCCUGCGUCAAUGAAUUUCAACGGUGGCCAGAUGCCACCUGAGAUGGGCGGCGCUUUCUUCAUGAAAGGCAUGCAAGAUGGCAUGGCAGGCCCCAAUGGCAUGCGACCUCCGAGCUCGAAUCCCGCUUUCAGUGGCCCUCAAAUGGGUCAGCCGAUUCCUGCGGGCACUGGAAACCGGGUGCCGAGCGGAGGCUGGCCACCACAGCAAGUCCCCCGCGACCCAAACGACCGGAACGCCCCAAGAGCGCAACGCAAUGCCUCCCCUCAGGCCCCGCCCGCUGCGGGUUCUAAUACCGGUCGAACGCAGCCGCCGUCCCCUCAAACAGCACCCGCCCCACCUACGCCACAGCAAGCUAAUAAGCCCGCCCCGAAGAAAAAGGAGACCAAAGAUAACCGGAAGCGGACUUCAAAGAAGGCGACUACUGCCGCAGCAGCCGCAAACACUGCAGCCACUCCCUCGUCCGAAGCAGAGCAUCCUCCGACUCCUACGCCAUCGACACCAAUUACACCCCAACACCCCAAUUCGUUCAAUAAGGCCGGCACAAAUGCUACGACAAGUGCUCCACAGCAGCCAACGUCUGCGCCUGCACCCCAGCCGCUCGUACAGCCACCACCGCCACCACCACCGGAUCAAAGUCAACAGCCAUUUAAUGACCUGAGUAUCCCAGAUGCCUCUGCCUUCAAUCUUGAUUUCAGCGCUCUGGAAAACCCGGAUAUCUUGGAGAAUUUUGACUUUGACACGUUUCUCAAUACGGAUGCGGAUACCACCGGGUUUGGGUUCGACCCAGGCAUGCCAUACCCGACAGAUGGGGUUGAGACCGGUGCCGGAGAUGGCUUGUAA
Messenger RNA from Aspergillus bombycis, 2340 nucleotides. It is a transcript of the gene somA, whose product is annotated as putative cAMP-dependent protein kinase pathway protein (Som1). The record is from RefSeq and is a predicted model, not a curated record. Gene Ontology annotation, cellular component: nucleus. The coding region runs from base 1 to 2340 and encodes 779 amino acids. Gene Ontology annotation, molecular function: protein binding. NCBI's taxonomy places the organism in Eukaryota, Fungi, Ascomycota, Eurotiomycetes, Eurotiales, Aspergillaceae. The transcript is spliced from 6 exons.